UUGGUUUCACUUAUUGAAAUGGUAAAGGUGUGUCGCCGUACAUAAAGCACGUUCGACUCACCGCUGCUAUAAACUCUCCAAGCCUGGGAAUGACCAGAGUUUGAGCGUUAAACGAAGCAAGCGAAAGAGAAGAUAAGGCGUAGGCUUUCAGUCAAAACGGAAUUCCCCAUCAAACAGUCGAUGGCAAAUUCCUCUUCAGUUACAAGGUACUUUCACUUAGAUGACGAAGAAAAUCCGAGCAUGGCGCAUGUGAUUGGUGGGUUCAUAUCACGUGAACAAAAUCCUCGUCGUACGCGGAAAUUGAGCAAGGAGAGCGAAUGGCUCAAAAUGGCGAACUUUCCGAUGGCAGCUUCUCGCCAUUCACGGUUUUUCUCCCGACUUCGAGACGGCCUACAAGAUGCAUUUACACACGCAGUGACUCCUAGAUUACAGAUCGAUAAAAAGACUAUCGAGAAAACAUGGAAAUUAAUGGACAAAGUGGUAAAGUUGUGUCAAAACCAGCGCAUGAAUUUGAAGAACAGCCCACCGUAUAUUCUUGAUAUCCUUCCCGACACUUAUCAGCAUUUGAAGCUGAUUAUUUCCAAGUAUGAAGAGCGAAUGCACAUUCUAAACGACAUUGAGUACUUUAGGAUAUAUAUCGAAAAUCUCAUGAAACAGUCGAAACAUGCCAUUAAAUUAUUCAAAGAUGGAAAGGAUAAAAUGUUUGAUGAGAGCUCGGUGGAGCGACGAAGUCUUACCAAACUGAGUCUUGUUUUCAGUCACAUGUUGACAGAACUUAAGGCUUUAUUUCCUUCGGGCACCUACAUUAGUGAUGGUUUUAGAGUUACGAAAGCUGAUGCUGCAGACUUUUGGAAAAAGAAUUUCGGUACUAGAACUAUCAUUACGUGGAAGCUGUUCAGACAAACCCUACAUAAUGAGCAUCCUAUUGGAUCUGGUUUGGAAGCCAUUGCGCUCAAGUCUACCAUYGACCUCACUUGUAACGACCACAUCUCCAUAUUCGAAUUUGAUGUUUUUUCAAGACUAUUCCAGCCGUGGUCUCACUUGCUUCAAAACUGGAAUCUCUUAGCUGUUACACAYCCGGGAUACUGUGCAUUUAUGACUUACGAUGAGGUGAAAGCACGGCUCUCUGAACACAUGAAUAGAGCUGGAAGUUACAUUUUUCGCUUAAGCUGCACCAGGCUUGGUCAGUGGGCAAUUGGUUAYGUCACACCUGAGCAUACUAUUCUACAGACAAUCCCACAGAACAGAUCACUUUGUCAGGCACUCAUAGAUGGAGCAAGAGAAGGAUACUACCUGUAUCCAGAUGGUUAUGACCAAAAUCCAGAUCUACAGCAAUAUUUGGUCACGCCCCCUGAUGAACACAUUAAAGUCACUGAGGAACAGUAUGAGUUAUACUGUGAAAUGGGAUCCACUUUCCAGCUCUGUAAGAUCUGUGCUGAGAACGACAAGGAUGUGCGUAUUGAACCAUGCGGUCAUCUUAUGUGUCAUAACUGUCUAGAACAGUGGCAAGAGAAAGGUGGYGAGGGAUGUCCAUUUUGUAGGUCUGAGAUUAAAGACAUUCAUAAUAUUGUCGUUGAUCCUUUCCGUGAUGAGCAAGAGGACAGAGGAAGAAGAGCAGCAUUAGAUAACCWUGAAGAAUCAUCAGAGUUAUAUGAUGAAGAUAUAUUGGAAUAUCCACCCACAAGCUGGCCAUCAGACACACAAAGACGCUCCCCACCACAAGGGAACACAUUAAGUAACCAACAAGAUAGCGACAGCUGCCCUCCUCCUUUACCUCAGAGACGAAAUCAAAUGUCACAUAUGAAUACUCCUACUUCUCCUACACUAAUUGUUACAAAAUCAUCACCAUUUGGCUCACCAAGAAACACCCCAGGAACGUCACCUCGCAGCACACCAAGGAAUUCUCCAAGGGUUUCUCCGCGCAGUUCUCCAUUUGCCUCUCCGAAUGUUUCUCCACAGUGCUCCCCAAACACAUCGCCGCAAGGCUCACCCUGUCCGUCUCCGUCAGUCUUCCGAAAAGGUCCRCCUCCUCCGCCGCCUCCUGACUCAGAUUCAGAAAGUCCACCUCCUGCUAUACCAGAAAGAAAGUACAAACAGAAAGUGGAGAAAAGGAUAAAUCUAGAAAGGGCACCUGAAACUCCAGGUAUAGGGUAUGCAGAUGUUUCAAGUGCGAAGGCUGCAACACCCAAGUCAAAUAUCAACAAGAACACCCCUAAAAUCAAUUAUGCUAUAUUAUCAUACCCACCACAAGACGACGACAAACCAUGUAUUAAAGAAAGACAGGAGCAUGCUACUAAAGGAAAAGAAAAUACUUCAGAAACAAAUAUUCCAGAAAAGAGUGAUAAUGACAGUUCCUACGAUGUGCCUCUACCAGUCAUGAAACAAAAACACACAAAAAAGAAGGAUGAUCUGUCUGAUCAAAAUGGCUUCAAUUGUUUGUUUGGAAAGGAGGAAGAUCCUUUUGCAGAUGACCCUUUCAAGGGUACAGAAUGGCCAUCUCUGCAAACGAAUAACGAGGAGAAGAGUGAUGACCUCUUAGUCAGUAAUCCAACUGGAUUCUCAAAACCCAGGGACUYGCGUAAAAACCGUGCUGGCUUUGCCAAAGCUCACUCUACAGAGGAUGUACUGGAUAAUGACCAUGCAGCAAAGGACACCAAACUAAGCAAUUCCUCAUCAGAAAUAAGCAACAAUAAUGAAAAACGUUGUGAUAGAAACAAUAGCCUGCGACAUACACUUGUCUCUAGAAAUAGCUGGUCCGGUCCUGCCCAUAGUUACAGUAACCCCGCAUAUUUGGGCACAUUUGAUCYUUCGCAACUCGAAGGACUAGACGGUGAACGAGAGGACUUAUUGGCAAAUGCCAGUGCUGAUGAUAAAAUGCAGUUUUACGAAGAGGACUUUCAAAUAUUAGAAGCGCAAGGUUAUCCAAGGGAAGCUAUCAAGAGAGCUCUUAUUGUAGCUGACAACAAUUUUGCAAUGGCAAGGAAAAUCCUAAGAGAAUUUUUUCAUACCAAAUAGAUAGAGAAUUCCAACAUGAUUUGUACAUUAUCUUAAUSAAUAUUUAGAGAAAAGAAAACUCAUUACUUCCACUUCUAUAAUAAUUCGGUUAAAUCAGAGCAAAUUUCUUCCUACUUUCUAUUUUAUCAAAAUUAAAUGCAAAAAUAGUUUGACUCAUAGGUUUGUUGAGAAUAGUAAAGACGAACUUAGUGAUAAAGACAGAGUUUACUUGUAUUAAAGUCUAGUUAUUCGCAGAAUAAAUCUACCAUUUCGUUCUAGAAAGGGUUCACAGUUUCGUGUUUUACCAUAUGUAUUUGUUGUACUCCAUUUAGACAAAGGCUCAUGAAUAUGAAAGAUAUUGAAACCUCCGUUGAAUUUGAUGUAAAUUGAGCUACAAGCAUAAAUAAAUAAAUUUAGUAGAUAACGAUAUAUUUUAUAAGAAUGACCUUUAGAUUUGUUUUACUGUAAUUUUCGUUUGCACAAAUUCUAGUGUUUUGAACUGUCCAUCAGAAUGAUUAUUCAGUUGUAGUCUGGUUACCUUUGAUUGACAGCACCAACAACCAAAUAAUGCUGAAAGACAGCGAUCUAGCACCCAGAGACUGUGUUUCUUCUGGCCUGCGGCCAUGAACGAGGGCUCUGGUUUAAUCCAUUUUGUUGGCGCAUGCACAAUUUUCCAGAGGUGAAAAAUAUUCGGUUAACUAUGAAAAUCAAUGAAAUCAUGCUUUCAGACCAAGUAUUGUGUUUACUUCUGAUCAAAAUAAAAAUUARAAGUGUUUUGA
Molecule: messenger RNA, 3773 nt
Organism: Actinia tenebrosa (Australian red waratah sea anemone)
Lineage: Eukaryota; Metazoa; Cnidaria; Anthozoa; Actiniaria; Actiniidae
Biological process (GO): negative regulation of epidermal growth factor-activated receptor activity; cell surface receptor signaling pathway
Cellular component (GO): membrane raft; plasma membrane
Molecular function (GO): receptor tyrosine kinase binding; SH3 domain binding; phosphotyrosine residue binding
Source: RefSeq, a predicted model, not a curated record